This is a messenger RNA of Ornithodoros turicata, 1078 nucleotides long. Its product is annotated as pyrroline-5-carboxylate reductase 3-like. Gene Ontology annotation, molecular function: pyrroline-5-carboxylate reductase activity. The coding region runs from base 213 to 1052 and encodes 279 amino acids. The transcript has 6 exons. Gene Ontology annotation, biological process: L-proline biosynthetic process. NCBI's taxonomy places the organism in Eukaryota, Metazoa, Arthropoda, Arachnida, Ixodida, Argasidae. The record is from RefSeq and is a predicted model, not a curated record.
GUGCGCCUGACAUGGUCGUUAUAAUCUAGUAGGUCGUGGCUUCAGCUUCAGUACUCCUCGUUGCAAAGAGGCUCACCAGGGGUGUUACUGGUGCCACUGCAAUCCAUCCACAGCGUUUUGUGGUUUUGUGUUACCAGUGUUACUGAAGUCAUAGAAGCCCAAGCAUCUCUCGUCGGCUGGGAGGCUUCACCCAUCGUGAGGUUGUCAUAUCCAUGAUGGACACACAGAACCUAAAGAUAGGCUUUAUUGGUGCCGGAAACAUGGCUCAGUGCAUCAUGCUGGGCAUCCACGAGUCAGUUCACUUGAAAGAUAGCCAGUUUUGGGUGAGUGCUCCUACAGAGAAGCAUCUAGUCAAACUCAAGUUACGAGGCUACAAUGUUACGCAUGACAACAUGGAAGUGGUCAAGAAUUGCACUUUGAUCUUUCUCUGCGUGAAACCCAACACGGUGCCAAUGGUGUGCAGCGAAAUCAGUCCUAUCCUGACAGGGGAACAGCUCCUGGUUAGUGUAGCAGCUGGCAUCAGGAUUUCGGACCUGAAAAUGCACUUGCCAGAUUAUGGCAAGGUGGUACGCUGCAUGCCAAACACAGCUAUGAUGGCCAAAGCUGGAGUAUGCGCUCUUUGCCGUGGCCCGGAUGUUGGUGACGAGAAAAUGGACUUGUUGCGGACGCUGCUUGAGAGCAUCUCCCUCUGCGAGGAAGUUGCCGAGAACCUCAUGGAUGCCGUCGGAGGACUCAGUGGCUGCGGACCUGCUUACGUGUUCCUGAUGAUUGAAGGUCUCGCUGAUGGAGGUGUGAAGAUGGGCCUGUCACGGACAAUGGCUUUACAGUUUGCUGCACAGACAGUGAUGGGCUCAGCCAAGUUGGUCCUGGAAAGUGGGAUCCAUCCAGCAGAACUGCGGGACAAUGUCUGUUCUCCAAAAGGCACAACCAUUCAAGGGGUACAUGCACUUGAAAAACGAUGUGUCAGAGCUGCUUUCAUGGAAGCCGUUGAAGCAGCUACACUUCGAUCUAUUGAGCUUGGUAGAAAGCACCACCCACAGAGCCCACAAUGACUGCAAUAAACCCUCAUUUUACCUUA